AGGUAAAAGCAACCCAGUUUUCGGUAACUGAAUAGACAUCAUGUCUCGAGCACGGCAGCCCCCACUUGUAACUGGCAUCUCUCCCAAUGAAGGCAUCUCAUGGACAAAAGUGACAAUUAGAGGAGAAAAUUUGGGGACUGGGCCUACAGACCUUAUAGGUUUAACAAUCUGUGGGCAUAACUGUCUGCUAACUGCUGAAUGGAUGUCUGCCAGUAAAAUCGUGUGUCGAGUCGGACAGGCUAAAAAUGACAAGGGAGACAUUAUUGUUACUACAAAGUCUGGUGGCAAAGGAACUUCAACUGUUUCCUUCAAACUGCUUAAACCUGAAAAAAUAGGUAUCUUGGAUCAGUCUGCUGUCUGGGUGGAUGAAGUGAACUAUUAUGACAUGCGCACUGAUAGGAACAAAGGGAUUCCCCCCUUGUCCCUGCGUCCGGCUAAUCCGCUUGGUAUUGAGAUAGACAAAGGCAGAUUUCCUCAAAAAGAUUUAGAGGCAUUGUUUCCUGGGAUGAGUGCUGAUUUCACUAGUGAAAACUUUUCUGCUGCCUGGUACCUGAUUGAGAAUCAUUCAACAACAAGUUUUGAUCAGCUCAAGACGGCUGUUGUGAAUUUGAAGAAACAAGCCAAUAAGAAAAACGAGGGGAGUCUAGCUUAUGUGAAAGGAGGUCUCAGCACGUUUUUUGAAGCACAAGAUGCUCUGUCAGCAAUCCAUCAAAAACUGGAAGCGGAUGGAACGGAAAAAGUAGAAGGAUCCAUGACGCAAAAACUGGAGAAUGUACUGAACAGAGCCAGUAACACAGCAGAUACCUUAUUCCAAGAAGUGCUGGGUCGCAAGGAUAAAGCUGAUUCAACGAGAAACGCACUUAAUGUUCUUCAGCGUUUUAAAUUUCUUUUCAACCUUCCCUUGAAUAUUGAAAGAAAUAUCCAGAAGGGCGAUUAUGAUGUGGUUAUUAAUGACUACGAAAAAGCCAAGUCACUCUUUGGAAAGACAGAGGUUCAAGUAUUCAAAAAAUAUUAUGCUGAAGUUGAAACCAGAAUUGAAGCUUUAAGAGAACUUCUGUUGGAUAAACUGCUUGAAACUCCGUCAACAUUGCAUGAUCAGAAACGUUAUAUAAGAUAUCUUUCUGAUCUUCAUGCUCCUGGGGACCCUGCUUGGCAGUGCAUUGGUGCUCAACAUCAGUGGAUUCUGCAGCUCAUGCACAACUGUAAGGAGAGCUAUGUUAAAGAACAAAAAGGCAACUCAUCGCUCCACAGCCCCAUGUUGGACCUGGACAAUGAUGUGCGUCCAUCACCAAUUGGCCACCUCAGUCAAACUGCUUCACUGAAAAGAGGCAGCAGCUUUCAGUCUGGCCGUGAUGAUGCUUGGCGAUACAAAGCUCCUCAGCAAGUUGUGUUUGUUGAGAAGUUGACAAAACUUGUUGUAAGUCAGCUGCCCAACUUCUGGAAGCUCUGGAUUUCUUAUGUGAAUGGAAGUUUAUUCAGUGAGACUGCUGAAAAAUCUGGCCAAAUGGAAAGGUCAAAGAAAAACGCUCGGCAAAGACAAAAUGAUUUCAAGAAAAUGAUCCAGGAGGUGAUGCACUCUCUGGUAAAACUUAUCCGUGGAGCUUUGCUUCCAUUCAGCCUCAGAGAAGGAGAAUCAAGACAGUAUGGUGGCUGGGAGAUGAAAUCUGAACUUUCUGGCCAGUGGCUAACACAUGUUAUCCAGACUGUAAGGCUUAGUUCUGAGUCUCUUACUGCACUCGAGAUACCCAAUGAUAUGCUUCAGAUCAUCCAGGAUCUUAUUUUGGACCUUCGUGUACGUUGCAUUAUAGUGACCUUACAACACACAGCUGAAGAUAUUAAGAGGUUAGCUGAAAAAGAAGACUGGGUUGUUGACAACGAAGGUUUGACAUCGUUGCCAUCCCAGUUUGAACAGUGCAUUAUCCAUUCCUUGCAAUCUCUUAAAACUGUACUGGACUGCAAACCUGGAGAGGCCAGUGUUUUCCAGCAGCAGAAAACACAGGAGGAUGUGUGCCAGCUAAGCAUUGGGAUCAUGCAGGUCUUUAUAGACUGUUUGGAACAACUGAGCACCAAACCUGAUGGUGACAUAGAUACAGCACAUCUUUCAGUUGAUGUUUCAUCUCCAGAUUUGUUUGGAAGCAUUCAUGAAGACUCAAGUCUUUCUUCUGAACAGAGGCUUUUAAUUGCACUCAGUAACUGCCGUUAUCUGGAACGUCAUACCUUCUUAAAUAUAGCUGAACAUUUUGAGAAACAUGGCUUUCAAGGUGUUGAAAAAAUAACUCAAGUUAGCAUGGAAUCCUUGAAAGAGCUGGAUCAAAGACUGUUUGAAACGUACAUUGAAUUCAAGGCAGAUCCGAUAGUUGGGUCAUUAGAACCCGGCAUUUAUGCAGGAUAUUUUGAUUGGAAAGAUUGUCUUGUUCCAGCAGGUGUCAGAAACUAUUUGAAAGAAGCUUUAGUGAAUAUCAUUGCUGUGCACGCAGAGGUGUUUACCAUUUCCAAAGACUUAGUUCCUCGUGUAAUGUCAAGAGUUGUAGAAGCAGUCUCUGAAGAAUUGAGCCGACUGAUGCAGUGUGUUUCAUCCUUCAGCAAAAAUGGAGCUUUACAGGCAAGACUUGAAAUCUGUGCAUUGAGAGAUAGCGUGGCCAUAUACCUCACACCUGAGAGCAAGUAA
Messenger RNA from Tauraco erythrolophus (red-crested turaco), 2668 nucleotides. NCBI's taxonomy places the organism in Eukaryota, Metazoa, Chordata, Aves, Musophagiformes, Musophagidae. The record is from RefSeq and is a predicted model, not a curated record.